This is a messenger RNA of Papaver somniferum (opium poppy), 1535 nucleotides long. Its product is annotated as putative pectate lyase 2. The record is from RefSeq and is a predicted model, not a curated record. NCBI's taxonomy places the organism in Eukaryota, Viridiplantae, Streptophyta, Magnoliopsida, Ranunculales, Papaveraceae. The transcript is spliced from 4 exons. Bases 95 to 1267 code for a protein of 390 amino acids. Gene Ontology annotation, molecular function: pectate lyase activity.
GCUGGAGUGUGAACUACUCACUCUAUUUGCAUUAUUAUUAUUACCUCUUUAUUUCUACUUUUUUCAAUAACAAACAUUUCUCACUAUCCUAAUUAUGGAAAAUCCAUUCCCUCUUUUACUUCUUUCAAUUCUUACGGUUUUGGCUAAACAAGCAUUUGCUUCUUCUUUGGAAGAAGCUUCAACCAUUGUAUCAAGCUACGGACAACCUAAAAUCAAACUGAACAAAAUAGACUAUUGUUGGAGAGCCAAACUACUACCAAUAUGGUCAGCAAAUCGUCGUGCCUUAGCUGAAUGUGCUGUAGGGUUCGGUAAGGAUGCUGUUGGAGGUACACAUGGUGCAACAUACAUUGUAAUAGACUCGUCAGAUGAUCCGAUCCAUCCGAAACCCGGUACACUUCGAUAUGGCGCAGUUCAAAAGGAACCCCUGUGGAUAAUGUUUAACAAGGAUAUGGUUAUAAUACUGAAAACUGAACUAAUGAUAAACAGUUUUAGAACUAUAGAUGGAAGAGGAGUUAACGUGGAAAUUGCUUAUGGACCUUGUAUUGUUAUGCACGAUGUAAACAACAUAAUAAUACAUGGGAUUCGUAUUCAUGAUUGUGUGCCAGGAAAACAAGAAAUUGUUCUUAGCUCACCGGGGCAUAUAGUCCAUCGAUUACGAGAUGGUGAUGGAGUUGAUAUAUUUAACUCCUCACAUAUUUGGAUUGAUCAUUGUUAUCUUGCAAGAUGUACGGAUGGUCUUAUUGAUCUCAUCCAUGGAUCCACUGCCAUUACUAUUUCAAACAACUACUUCACUCAGCAUGACAAGGUGAUGUUACUAGGCCACAACGAUCAUUUCAAGGGUGACAAGGUUAUGAAAGUUACAUUAGUCUUCAACCACUUCGGCCCUGGUUUAGUGCAGAGGAUGCCAAGAGUAAGAAGGGGGUAUGCUCAUGUUGCGAAUAAUAGGUACGAUGAGUGGUUGAUGUACCCCAUUGGUGGGAGUGCAAAUCCUACAAUCUUUAGCGAAGGGAACUACUUUACUGCAUCCAACAAUUCCGGCAUCAAAGAGGUAACGAAGAGAGAGAGUGAUAGUGGGUGGAAACAGUGGAAAUGGAGGUCAUAUAACGAUGAAUUCGAAAAUGGAGCUUUUUUUGUUGAAUCCAGUUGGGGAAAUUGUGCUCCUAACUACACUCAAUCUCAAACAUUCAAGGUUUAUAAAGGAUCAAUGGUGCCUACUCUAACAUCAUAUGCCGGUCCUCUGAGAUGUACAGCUGGAUACCGAUGUUAAAUACUAUUAAAAAUGAUUUUGAGGUCCACCUUUCUAAUUUUCUAUGGAAUUUCUCUUCCUUGUUAAGUAAGGAUACCAAAAUGUGUGAAAUUAUGAACACUAACUUUUCUUUUAUAAGAACCAUAAUGUUGUUUGGUUAGCAAACAUAAUUAAUAGGUACUGAAAUUCACUAGAAAGAAAUUGUACUGCCUAUUCUGAAACCAAAUAAAUCAGUAACUUUCUUUUAAUUUUGUUGGAAAAGAAAGAUUCAAAAGAGGUACCUGGUUGU